This is a messenger RNA of Phaeoacremonium minimum UCRPA7, 900 nucleotides long. RefSeq names its product putative para-nitrobenzyl esterase protein. The record is from RefSeq and is a predicted model, not a curated record. Bases 1 to 900 code for a protein of 299 amino acids. The transcript is spliced from 2 exons. NCBI's taxonomy places the organism in Eukaryota, Fungi, Ascomycota, Sordariomycetes, Togniniales, Togniniaceae.
AUGGUCCAGGGUCCUUCUUCUAUGGAGAGCGCUGAGAAGAUAUACAGCACAGUCGCAACUUCUCUCAAACUGGCUGAUCUAUCACCAAGUGAUCAAAUAAACGAGCUUUUGACAGCAGAUGAGAGCGAUAUCAUGGGCCAGGCUGGCUUCACCUUGGGACUCAACGUUGUGGUCGAUGGGCAGACCGUUCCCGACGCCAUCUCCAUCGCGGGAUGGCUCAAGGAUAGCGAUACACUUCUUCCAGGCAAGCAGUGGUGUGAGCGCUUGUUCAUCGUCCAAGGUAAUCUUGAGUCUUCCGUAAUGGGCUUCCUCGUCCUAGCCCAUAGAAAGAAAGACAUUGCCAAGACUUUUUGCGGUUUUAUGAGGCAGCAUUUCGAAGCCAAGGCGGCCGCUGUCGAGCGACUGCUCAGCCUGUAUGGCUUGGCGGCUGAUACUGAUGACAACGCGGCGCUUCUUUGCAUCAUGGACUAUGUGAACGACCUGUGGUUUUAUGCACCUGCCUGCUGCAUUGCUACGCUAUGGCCGAAGGGUUACGUAGGUAAUUUCAACGAGGGAAACCCAUGGGAUGGUCCCUGUCGUGGUAAGGCGAAUCACAUGCUCGAUUCGGCACUACUCUGGCAACAGUACAAUGAUCGACUCUCGCCAUCGCAGACAGGCGUGACAGAGGCAUUCGCCUCUGACAUAGCCGCCUUUGCUGCGGGCUUAGACGAUUUACCCUUGUUCAAGGCAAACGAACAGCUGGUGGUGUGGGGCCCCAGCGAUAAAGGUGUGACCCGCCAAAUUGCCAGCAGAAGUGAGGAAGCUUCAGGGAGGAAGGUGGCCUUCUUCGACAUCAUGGAAGCCCUGGGUGGCAUGCCCGCACUGUUUGCAUCUUACGGGGCGUUUCUUAGUGGCCCAUAG